AUGUCUGCGCCAGUGGAAAUCACCGAGGACGACUGCAAGGUAUUGGACCAAAUGGACGUUAACCUCAUCCCUAGUAGCUUAGAAAAUAUGUUUCAUGGGUACUACGGCGAAAAGGACGAAGGCCGUAUCGCAGAGCUGGCAACCAUUAUCGAGGCCAUUUUCCCCAUUAUCGGUGGCGACUCCUCGGAUGGUAUUGGCCUGAUGAGUUGUGACGAGGCAGGUUUCCACGACAAGAAGCAGUCUGCCGGCCAGAUUGGUGCUGCUCUUAACAACCUCGCGCCAUCUACCCUGUCGCCAGUCGAUGAAACACUUGACUUCCUAUUGAGCUGCCACUGGAAUCAAUUCGUAGGGGACCUCACCGGCAUGAAACCUCUCUGCACCAUCGUCAUUAUCCAUGGCGCUCCGCCUAAUCCAGACUGCCUCAAGCGUGUCAUCUUCCGAUCCAUGUUCCAGAGUUAUCUCUUCAACGCAAAAAGACACCAAGUCCGAUUAUUCUUCUUCCAGAUGGGCAACCCAGACAAGUUGAAGGGCCAGGAUGGCCACGACCUCUAUAUACAAACCACCAAUUCAGCCACGGCCUUUCUUUGGGACCUGGAUGAAAACCUCAAAAAGGAUUACCUGGGCUGA
Sparassis crispa is the source of this 627-nucleotide messenger RNA. RefSeq lists its product as hypothetical. NCBI's taxonomy places the organism in Eukaryota, Fungi, Basidiomycota, Agaricomycetes, Polyporales, Sparassidaceae. The transcript has 2 exons. Bases 1 to 627 code for a protein of 208 amino acids. The record is from RefSeq and is a predicted model, not a curated record.